Messenger RNA from Didymella exigua CBS 183.55, 2499 nucleotides. RefSeq lists its product as uncharacterized. The coding region runs from base 1 to 2055 and encodes 684 amino acids. The record is from RefSeq and is a predicted model, not a curated record. The transcript is spliced from 2 exons. Lineage: Eukaryota; Fungi; Ascomycota; Dothideomycetes; Pleosporales; Didymellaceae.
AUGAAAGCCACCCAGCGAUGCAUAGAGCUACCGUUAGACAACGCUGAAUUCGAACAACGUCCACGGAAUGAAGUAGAAGGAGGACAGCAGGGAGGGCAUGUAGUUGGGCCGGAACCUGGUGAGUAUGCUGGUAUGCCACCGCAAGGUCCUCCUUCUCCAUGUCAGCGUCAUGGGGGCAUAUAUGACUACUACGGUGACUUGCUAUGUCGGGGGUGCAAUACCAGGCAUGCAACCUAUGGUGCUGCCGCAGCAUUCGAUGACGCUAAUGACAUAAGCGUGCGUUAUGUGUGGGGUUUCCGAGAAGUCGAGUCACCCUCGCUGGCUGCCGCAUCCCCUGUUGCGGAGUUUGUCGCACAACUUCCCAAUAAAUCAACGAUGGACUUACGCGCCAUUAAUCACAAACGACAGAGAUCGGACGACUCAAGCACAAUUGCGACGCGGAAAAGGCGCGACGAAACUGGGCUGUUACCACCAAGUGGACUCGCUCAUCUCCCUGAGGAAGUACUAUUGCUCAUUUUAGACACAAUUCUGGGAGCUCUGGUUCGCUGUCAUGCUCUGGCAGACGUACUGCAACACGUGGCAGCACUCCACAAUCUGUGCCUGACGAAUAAGAAGUUCAGCAGGCUCGCCACACCCUACCUGUGUACUUUCAUCAGCAACCGAAAUCGCCGGAAACUCCCUCAAACUAUUGACGCAAUGAUCUUGGACUCUAAGAAAGCAGAGAGCAUCAAGCAUAUAUCUUGGGCGCUCCAAGUCAAAAGGUCGUCGCAAGUCAUGCUCCGUCGAUCACCGAAGGCGGAGACGAUGUUCCUACAGAAGCUUGGGAGGCUAGGCAUCCCAGAGCUUGCGGGUGGUCUGAGAGCUUGCUUCCGUGGCGACUCGGCUGAGUAUCACCUUGCUACAGCACUUGUCUUAGCGCCCAACCUUGAAUAUCUCGAGGCUGCAGACGUGAACUACGAACAAGAGACAGUGGAUGGUAUUAUCUGGAGACCUAUCUGGCUAGAACUUUUGGCGAUGAAAGCCUUGUUACGCCCAACAGGCUUAUCUCAGCAUUUUCAACGCCUCCACCAUUUGUACCUGGGCAUGGGGGAACUGAGAUUCGAGCAAAUCGGACCGUUACUUCGCUUACCUGCUCUACGAACGCUUCACCUAGUAGGCGAGCAACACAACGGUAGGAUUGCAGCACAGCCUUGGAACAAGGAAGUCAGUGACAGAUGCUCCACGAUUGAGACUCUGAUCUUUGAGUGCUGUGAAGUCAGCUCGCAGAUCGUUGCACAGAUUUUAGACGCGAUAAAACAUCUGAAGGUUCUCAAGCUAGAGCUAAAUUACUGGUCCCCGAGUUCUGAGGACGACGGUGACUUCAUUGGGCAGCAACUCUCAUGGCCGACACUCAGUAGAGCGAUUUCUGCGCAUAAAGAAAGCCUGGAGCGACUCUACCUAGUUGAUGGGGGAAGUAACCCAUGGGAGGCGCAUACAGAUUGGGCGGACACGGAAUUUCUAGUCCAGGAGCAUUUGGAAUGUCUGCGCGAUCUUCCAAAUUUGCGGUACCUCGACACCAGCCUGAUGCCUUUUCCCAAGAACGAAUGGGUCAGCUUCCACCACAUGUUUCUACCGAGGCUUGAACAUUUAGUCAUAAACGUCGAGGAUAUUCAGAGUUCUGUCAUGAAUGCCAGUUCCUUGCAAGACCUGGCCGCAAAUUGCAGAUCGCGCCUGCCCUUGCUACAGGAUGUCUUGGUAUUGCUACCCCAAAAACGCCACCCUACCAUUCUGGACUUCUCAGCUUGCAAAACUGCUUUUGAAAGUCAGGGGGUUUACAUCGUAAUCUUGAUCAGCAAUAACGAUGAGGAAGAGCCAAUAUGGAAGCUGCAUCCUUCCACAGUCGAACAAAAUUCCAAGCUUGGUAGUGACAGUUGGGGUUGUCGGCUCAAAGAGAUGGUCGGCCCUAUGUAUUCUAGUGAUCGGCGAGCUCGAGCUGUGUUUCAUGGACCGCACAGUGCAUACCAUGACCCUAAUGGGUGGUCGAUCAUCGACGAUUUGCGAAAAGGAAAGUCGUGAGAUGAGACUUGAGCCAGUGAUAACAUAUCUCCUGGUCUUCGACGUUUCUAGAACCCAAUACAAUUGCAAGCAUCGGGCGUCAACAUGGUCGUCGUCCUCAAACCUCGGAACACGGAAUAAUGGUUCCGAGAUGGAGAUUGGAAUUAGUACCGCGGUCACCAUCUAAAUAUGGCGCAGUGUCCAUCGCUGUUCGUUCGUUUGGUCAUUCGCGUCGGGUCUCAAAGAUGACUGGUAUAUUGCAAAUAACGAGACUGGUCUGUGAAAGUGCAGAGGCCAGGGGCAAAGUGAGCAAUGCAUCAUGUGUCCACGCCCCAUCAUACGCUAAGGAAUGACCUUAGGUGCUUGAGGCUCUCCAACAUGCUGCCAUCGAUGCAGCUUCCCAGGAUGGUGAAAUCGAGCAGUAUCUGGUUACUACGCCACUAGAGGACACGUCAGGGGUGGAUA